AUGGCUGAUACAACUCCUUCGCGGCUAUCUGGCGGGACGCGGACUGAGCGCCUGGCGAGCUGGGCUGCGAAUCUUGAAUUUGAGGAUCUCCCUGAAGAUGUAAUCCAGAAAACUAAGGAUUUCUUUGUUGACUGGCUAGGAUGUACUGUUGCAGGACGUCAUCAUCCAGCUGUCUCGGCCAUUGUACGAUUUGCAUCUCAGAUGGGUCCUUCCAGCGGGAAGAGUGAACUAGUGGAUGGAUCGUUGAAGUUCACAACCAGUCCGGCAUUCGCUAGUUUGGUGAAUGGUGCCUCCUCCCAUGUCGUGGAACAGGAUGAUCUUCACAACCGAAGUAUCAUUCACCCUGCCACUGUUAUAUAUCCCGCUGCCCUCGCUGUAGCGCAAGAGGUAGAUGCCACUGGUGAAGAUUUUAUUGUAGCCUGUGUUGUCGGCUAUGAAGUCGGUUGUCGAGUAGGAGAAUACUUGGGUAAAAGUCACUAUGAGCGCUUCCAUUCUACCGCAACUGGUGGAGUUAUCGGAGUUGCGGCUUGCACAGCACGCCUUUUGAAACUUGAUGCAGACCAAACAUUAUCUGCAAUUGGAACAGCUGGCACUCAGGCGGCAGGUCUUUGGCAGUUUUUGAUGGACGCAACGCACUCAAAGCAAGUGCAUACUGGCAAAGCCUGCUUUGAUGGAAUUUUUGCCGCUUAUACUGCUCGUGAUGGCCUUCUCGGCACUAGAGACAUUCUAGAGGGACCACGGGCAAUGGGUGUCGCACUGGUUCCGGGCACCACAAACCCCGAAGCUAUUGACCGAGAUCUUGGUACCAGCUAUGAAGUCCUUCGCUCUAGCUUCAAAUGGCAUGCAUCAUGUCGGCAUACUCAUCCUAGUGCCGAUGCGUUGCUAAAUCUUAUGAAGAAGAACGGGGUUGGGUUCCAUGAUAUUGAGUCUGUAACCUCUCGCACCUACCAGGCUGCCAUCAAUGUACUCGGCAUGACUGGAAGAGGAGAGACGGUGCAUCAGAGCAAGUUCUCGAUGGGGUUUGUGCUGGCUGUAACUGCCAAGAAAGGCCAGGCGAUGAUCACUGACUUCACAGAAGAUGAUCUGGAGGAUUCCUCGCUGCGGAAGUUCCAACAACGUGUGAAAAUGGAACUAGACCCGGAAAUUGACCGAGCAUUCCCUGAGAAGUGGCAGGGAACGGUCAUCGUGACUACUCAUUCUGGAAAGACGUACACCGAGUCGGUCCAGUUCGCGAAGGGAGACCCAGAACUCCCAUUGACAAGGGAUGAAAUCAAAAGAAAAGCUCAUACUCUCGCUCAGUUUGGCGGAGUCACAGAUACCAAGAAAGUUGACCAGCUGAUCGAAAGAGCAUGGAAUCUGGAAAAAGAGAAGAAUGUCAAUGGAUUUGUUUUCUAA
This is a messenger RNA of Penicillium canariense, 1395 nucleotides long. Its product is annotated as MmgE/PrpD family protein. Gene Ontology annotation, molecular function: lyase activity. Lineage: Eukaryota; Fungi; Ascomycota; Eurotiomycetes; Eurotiales; Aspergillaceae. The coding region runs from base 1 to 1395 and encodes 464 amino acids. The transcript has 4 exons. The record is from RefSeq and is a predicted model, not a curated record.